AUGAAAUCGAUACUCCCGCAAUUCCUGUCUCUUUGCGCUGCACUCGCUGUCCUUGGCAAGACCAACUCCGCACAGCAAGAUCUGCUCGUCGGCGAGGACGGUAUGGUCCGAAAAGAUAGAGUCUCCGGCCACAACGAUGCCGUAUACGACAUCGUGCCCAAGGAAGACCAGAUAUGGAAAAUCGAGUUCCUCGAGAUUGCCCCGACGCCCAUUAUCGCUGACCGUGCCUUCUUCGUUUACCUGGGCGGUUAUCUACCUGAAUCUAAAAAGAAGGAGCUAGCACUUCCCGACGAGGGCCUCGUCAAUGCGACCCUCACUGUGAGCUUGUCUGCCGUCUACGCGGAUGGUAGUUACGCCGACGAAACAUCCUAUACAGUUCCGUUGAAGACUACACCCUUCGGUGAUCUUGCCCACCUCGGUAUUCGCGAUUCCCGUGGAGUUCAGGUCGAAUAUAUGCCUAGCAGCGAUGACGGUGACAUUUUGGUAGAUUUUCAGAUUCUGCACAUAGGUGUUUUUGAGGAGCGAUGGGAGGCUCCAUUAAAUAUUGAUGAAUAUCAUGCAACCUAG
Molecule: messenger RNA, 567 nt
Organism: Penicillium bovifimosum
Lineage: Eukaryota; Fungi; Ascomycota; Eurotiomycetes; Eurotiales; Aspergillaceae
Exons: 4
Coding region: 1-567 (188 amino acids)
Source: RefSeq, a predicted model, not a curated record